Molecule: messenger RNA, 440 nt
Organism: Ilex paraguariensis (yerba mate)
Lineage: Eukaryota; Viridiplantae; Streptophyta; Magnoliopsida; Aquifoliales; Aquifoliaceae
Source: the annotation of a GenBank genome assembly
UCUCUGAAUGAAUGGCUUUGCAAUCAGUACAGCCCAUAUCACCAAUUUCGCUGACUCUCCUUCCAAAGGGCUCUAUUGCUCCUAUUUUGCUUCGAUUAUCUUCAUCAAUCCGUUGCUAUUGUGUUCGUACAACAUUGGCUGUGUCAUUGGAUGAAAUUCCCCCAAAUGCCCUUCGCCGGAAGUGUGACCGGAACUGGAGAGGAGGGUGCAGUCUAGGGGUAGAUCUGUGCAUGUCCCGAACUGGCCUUGCACUCAGCAAGGGCUUCUCUGUUCGACCCUUGACGGUUCUGGAGUUGAGAGGGCAAAAGCUUGAGCUUCGACUUAUUGACAUUGCUGAGAAGCAGGAGGUUGAUGAGUUCAUAGUAGGACUUCCUAAGUCUUCUGAUGAAAGAGAGACGCCGCAGUCCAAUAAAGUUCGUUCUGUUGCUGGUAGGCUUGCA